AUGAGGACUCAGGUAGCCCUGUGUAACUACCACCCACAGACUCAGGUAGCCCUGUGUAACUACCACCCACAGACUCAGGUAGCCCUGUACUCAGGCAGCCCUGUGAAACUACCACCCACAUACUCAGACAGCCCUGUGAAACUACCACCCACAGACUCAGGUAGCCCUGUGAAACUACCACCCACAGAUUGUAGCAGCCCUGUGAAACUACCACCCACAGACUCAGAUUCAAGCAGCCCUGUGAAACUACCAUCCACAGACUCAGGCAGCCCUGUGAAACUACCACCCACAGACUCAGACAGCCCUGUAAAACUACCAACCACAGACUCAGAUUCAAGCAGCCCUGUGAAACUACCACCCACAGACUCAGGCAGCCCUGUGAAACUACCACCCACAGACUCAGGCAGCCCUGUGAAACUACCACCCACAGACUCAGGCAACCCUGUGAAACUACCACCCACAGACUCAUGCAGCCCUGUGAAACUACCACCCACAGAUGCAGGCAGCCCUGUGAAACUACCACCCACAGACUCAGGCAACCCUGUGAAACUACCACCCACAGACUCAGGCAGCCAUGUGAAACUACCACCCACAUACUCAGGCAGCCCUGUGAAACUACCACCCACAGACCCAGGCAGCCCUGUGAAACUAACACCCACAGACUCAGACUCAGUCAGCCCUGUGAAACUACCACCUACAGACUCAGGCAGCCCUGUGAAACUACCACCCACAGACUCAGGCAAUCCUGUGAAACAACCACCCACAGACUCAGGCAACCCUGUGAAACUACCACCCACAGACUCAGAUUCAAGCAGCCCUGUGAAACUACCACCCACAGACUCAGGCAGCCCUAUGAAUCUACCACCCACAGACUCAGGUAGCCCUGUGAAACUACCACCCACAGACUCAGGCAGCCCUGUGAAACUACCACCCACAGACUCAGGCAGCCCUGUGAAACUACCACCCACAGACUCAGGCAACCCUGUGAAACUACCACUCACAGACUCAGACUCAGGCAGCCCUGUGAAACUACCACCCACAGACUCAGGCAGCCCUGUGAAACUACCACCCACAGACUCAGGCAGCCCUGUGAAACUACCACCCACAGACUCAGGCAGCCCUGUGAAACUACCACCCACAGACUCAGAGUCAGGCAACCAUGUGAAACUACCACCCACAGACUCAGGCAGCCCUGUGAAACUACCACCCACAGACUCAGGCAGCCCUAUGAAUCUACCACCCACAGACUCAGACUCAGGCAGCCCUGUGAAACUACCACCCACAGACUCAGGCAGCCCUGUGAAACUACCACCCACAGACUCAGGCAGCCCUGUGAAACUACCACCCACAGACUCAGGCAACCCUGUGAAACUACCACCCACAGACUCAGGCAACCCUGUGAAACUACCACCCACAGACUCAGGCAGCCCUGUGAAACUACCACCCACAGACUCAGGCAACCCUGUGAAACUACCACCCACAGACUCGGGCAACCCUGUGAAACUACCACCCACAGACUCAGGCAGCCCUGUGAAACUACCACCCACAGACGCAGAUUCAAGCAGCCCUGUGAAACUACCACCCACAGACUCAGGUAGCCUUGUGAAACUACCACCCACAGACUCAGGCAGCCCUGUGAAACUACCACCCACAGAGUCAGGCAACCAUGUGAAACUACCACCCACAGACUCAGGCAGCCCUGUGAAACUACCACCCACAGACUCAGGCAGCCCUGUGAAACUACCACCCACAGACUCAGGCAGCCCUGUGAAACUACCACCCACAGACUCAGGCAGCCCUGUGAAACUACCACCCACAGACUCAGAUUCAAGCAGCCCUGUGAAACUACCACCCACAGACUCAGGUAGCCUUGUGAAACUACCACCCACAGACUCAGGCAGCCCUGUGAAACUACCACCCACAGACUCAGGCAGCCCUGUGAAACUACCACCCACAGACUCAGGCAGCCCUGUGAAACUACCACCCACAGACUCAGGCAGCCCUGUGAAACUACCACCCACAGACUCAGGCAGCCCUGUGAAACUACCACCCACAGACUCAGGCAACCCUGUGAAACUACCACCCACAGACUCAGGCAACCCUGUGAAACUACCACCCACAGACUCAGGCAGCCCUGUGAAACUACCACCCACAGACUCAGGCAGCCCUGUGAAACUACCACCCACAGACUCAGGCAACCCUGUGAAACUACCACCCACAGACUCAGGCAGCCCUGUGAAACUACCACCCACAGACUCAGGCAGCCCUGUGAAACUACCACCCACAGAUUCAAGCAGCCCUGUGAAACUACCACCCACAGUCUCAGGCAGCCCUGUGAAACUAACACCCACAGACUAA
This is a messenger RNA of Oncorhynchus gorbuscha (pink salmon), 2358 nucleotides long. RefSeq names its product proline-rich extensin-like protein EPR1. The transcript is spliced from 12 exons. NCBI's taxonomy places the organism in Eukaryota, Metazoa, Chordata, Actinopteri, Salmoniformes, Salmonidae. The coding region runs from base 1 to 2358 and encodes 785 amino acids. The record is from RefSeq and is a predicted model, not a curated record.